UUAGGUCAGGGUAGAUACAGCAUGUCGUAUAAAUUAAAAUAUUAGCAUUUUGGUGUGCAACAUUUUCCGAUGAGAACCUUGCCAAUAUAUGUUAUAUAUUAAUCCAACUUCAAAGAAACAGAAGUUAAUUUUGAUGGAAGAUGGAGGACUCAGCUUUAGAGGAAUUGUUACAGAUACUUGAAAAAUCAGAAUCACAGGUUUUCAGAGAACAUAUUUUAAAGAAUUUGUUAGGUUUAACAGGUACAAAAGAUGGUCUGAACUGUCUUUUGAAAGCAAGUGAAAAAUGUGUGAGUGUUUUGUGCCAACUGCUUCAAGAAGAAAAGGAAUCUUUGAGAGAGAAUGCUUUAAAAUGCCUGAUAAACUUGACAUCAGAAGAACCAUUUUCUCAGUGUAUAGUUAAGGUUAAAGAUAUUCCAAUUAUUGACCAACUUUUCCAAUGGAUUAUUCAGAAAGACAAACAUGCUGAUUUAUCAUGUAGAAUUAUAUCUAAUAUCACCCACUGGAAAUCUUGCUGUGAACAGGUACUACCAUAUCUUCAAAAAGAGAGAUUGCGAUUGGAGCAUCUAGUAGAAGUGUUAUGUGAUGUGGACCGCCAUUCAGACUACCAUUAUGUAGCAUCCGUGUUAUGUAACUUGACACAACUACCCGUUGUCCAAGAAAUGAUAAUGGAUCGAAACCGCUGCUUACUUCAACAGUUGUUGCCUUUUACUACCUACAUGGAUUCAAGCAUAAGGCGUGCAGGGAUUGUGGGAGUAUUGAGAAAUUGUUGUUUUGAUACAGAUUGUCAUGAGUGGCUACUAGGAGACAGUGUGGACAUCCUCCCUCAUUUGUUGCUUCCAUUAGCAGGACCAGAACAAUUUCCAGAUGAUGAGAUGGAAAAAUUACCAAUUGAUCUUCAAUAUCUUAGUGAAGAUAAGAAGCGAGAGCCCGAGCCAGAUAUACGGAAGAUGUUGAUAGAAGCAAUUACUCAGCUGUGUGCUACAAAAUAUGGGCGAACUUUUCUAAGAGAUAAACAGACGUAUAUUAUAAUGCGGGAGUUACACAAAUGGGAGAAGUCUUAUCCUGUAUUGUUUGCAUGUGAAAACCUUGUGGAUAUUUUGAUUGGUGAUGAUCCUGAACCUGGGAUGGAAAACCUUAAAAAUGUGGAAAUACCUUCUGACCUUACUGAAAAGUUUGAAAAAGAAGACCAACAGCUUUUAAGUACAGAGUGAAAUAAAACACCUCACACACAUUACUGUGUUUAUACUUACUAUUUUAGUAAUAAAAGUUCAAAACCUCAGAACAUGCAAAAUAUCUCUAUACAUCAGGAUAUCUUUAAUUAAAAGUUUUGAUCAACUUU
Molecule: messenger RNA, 1339 nt
Organism: Limulus polyphemus (Atlantic horseshoe crab)
Lineage: Eukaryota; Metazoa; Arthropoda; Merostomata; Xiphosura; Limulidae
Product: protein HGH1 homolog
Exons: 6
Coding region: 141-1211 (356 amino acids)
Source: RefSeq, a predicted model, not a curated record